AUGAAGACUUUGCUGGAACGUGUGUACAUGAUGAAUGUGGUACUCUACAUUGAAACGAUGUCGACACUCAAGAAGUUGAUUCAAAUCAAUAAAAAGUGUUACUUGACAUGUCAAGACAUGUAUUCAUCACCAUUCAAAUUGGACUAUACGUCUGAGGACUUAAUAACACUCUUCAGUCUCUUUCCCAAGCUCCAUACACUGUAUUGUGAUGCUUCCGUGUUUCCUACGACUACUUCGAAUAUCAACAAGGAAGGGAUGUUCUCUGUGAAAGAAUCGGAUUACAUCACACGAAAGCUUGGCGACAUGGACUUGUGUGUCACUGCAAAAGCAAAGAACGACGCGAACUCGCUAGCUUUUAUCUAUUGCUACGCAGAUAACAUUAAGACACUUUCAUAUCGAAAAAGCAUUGGACUCUACGAGUAUUACCCACCACUCGAUUUGUCGCUGAUGACAUCUUUAAAGCGGUUUGAGUGUUCGGACGAGUUUUUACUCACAACACUCCCACCAAAGAAGAUAAAUCAAAAAUUGGAGGAGAUUGUUAUCUUCUUAGACACGUUUAUGGAGAGCUACCAGAACACGUUGGUCACUUCAUAUGCAAAUGUCCAUUUCAGAGUCAUCCUCUACCUCCAAGAACUGACUUUCGACCAAUUUCAGCUCUGGGACUAUUUGACAAAGAAGUUCAACGUCACGACUCAAUUCGUCAUCUUUUGUAACAACAACAAUUUGCCCUGUAACAUUAUUAAGAAACAUGUCUACCUCCACGCGAAAGGAAAUGCACUUGUUUUGGACCCAAAUACGAUGAACAGUGAAAUCAACGAAAUAAUUCAAUGGUAUGGCCCGUUCAGUGUAGCGGUGAAUGGCAACGUUGAUAUGGUAUAUAAAGAGAAUGAAUCACAUAAUGUGUUUUCCUUUGAGGGUUUAGAUGGGGUGUUUGUGUUAAGUAUACGAAAUAUGAAGCAUAGAAAUGGUGUUGAUUAUAUCUUGCCACAUACCGUGCAUACACUUUCAAUAUACCAAUGCAAGAGUGUUGUCCAUUUACUCAAUUUGAAUACAUUGAAUAUCACAAGUAUCGACCUCUUCUCUCUCGGGAGAAUCGAAUCAAUUCAUUUACCAAAGAGCGUCAAACAAGUUCGAAUCGAUCAGUUAUAUUCAUUAAGUUCGAUUGUUGGUAUAAAGGAAUGUAAAUUAGAUUCAUUCGCUUGCUUCACAUGUCCUCAACUCACAGAGUUGGAUUUGGUUAAUGUUGAACGCGUGAUGAUAUACAACUGUCGAGAACUUGCAAAAAUUAAUACCAGUGGAAAUAUAACAAUGACCUAUUUGUCACUUAAUAAAUGCCCGAAUUUGAAGGGAAUGUACUUCCCAAAAUCUUUAAAAGAAAUGCACACACAGUGGGACUUAAAACUGUCUGGUCUUCUUUAA
Molecule: messenger RNA, 1419 nt
Organism: Entamoeba invadens IP1
Lineage: Eukaryota; Evosea; Mastigamoebida; Endamoebidae
Exons: 1
Coding region: 1-1419 (472 amino acids)
Source: RefSeq, a predicted model, not a curated record